CACAACCGGAAGCUCCACUGUGGGAUUGCCCGACCAAGACUUGGUAAAGUUUAUACUCUUUUCAAUAUUACCCUCUAAAAAUUAAAGAACGGCUGUCUGAAGGUAAGUUUUUGCAUCUGCCUGUGGAUUUCUGAGGGUAACCAGUGCGAUGGAGCCGUGACGUGUCAGUCAGAGGAGCAAUACGACCAGAUCAGACAUGACCGAGUGCUUCCUGCCGCCCAGCAGCAGCCCUGCAGAGCAGCGCCGGGCCGAUCACCCAGGAGGCGUGGCCCGGACCCCGAGCUCCGAGGAGAUCAGCCCAACCAAGUUCCCGGGCCUGUACCGCACCGGCGAGCCGUCGCCGCCUCACGAUGGACACCAUCACGAGCCGCCGGACCCGUACGUCUCAGAUGACGACAAGGAGCACAGCAAGAAGAAGAACAAGUUCAAGAAGAAGGAGAAGAGGACUGAGGGAUACGCCGCCUUCCAGGAGGACAGCUCGGCGGACGAAGCCGAGAGCCCCUCCAAGAUGAAGCGCUCCAAGGGAAUCCACGUGUUCAAGAAGCCCAGCUUCUCCAAGAAGAAGGAGAAGGAUUUCAAGGUGAAGGAGAAGGAGAAGGGCCCCAAGGAGGACAAGGCCAAGGAGAAGAAGUCCAAGGACCUGACGGCCGCCGACGUGGUCAAACAGUGGAAGGAGAAGAAGAAGAAGAAGAAGCCGGCCUCAGAGGCUGAGCCGGUCCCAGUGGAGACCCCCACCGUCAGACCCAUCUUUGGAGCGCCGCUGGCUGAGGCUGUGAAGAGGACAGCUCUUUACGACGGCAUCCAGCUGCCGGCCAUCUUCAGGGAAUGCAUAGACUACAUCGAGAACUACGGCAUGAAGUGUGAGGGCAUCUACAGGGUCUCAGGUAUGAAGUCCAAAGUGGAUGAGCUGAAAGCAGCCUAUGACCGGGAGGAGUGUCCCUGCCUGGAGGAGUACGACCCACAUACAGUGGCCAGCCUGCUGAAGCAGUACCUCCGGGAACUGCCGGAGAACCUGCUGGGCCGGGACCUGACCCAGCGUUUCGAGGAUGCCUGCAGCCGGCCGGCGGAGGCUGACAAGCUGGCGGAGUUCCACAAGCUGCUGGCCGAGGUGCCGGCGGACAGCCGCCUGCUGCUCUCCUGGCUCGUCACGCACAUGGACCACGUCAUCGCCAGGGAAACGGACACCAAGAUGAACAUCCAGAACAUCUCCAUCGUCCUGAACCCGACCAUUCAGAUUGGGAACCGUGUUCUCUACAUCUUCUUCACCCACGUGAAGGAGCUGUUUGGGGACGUUGUCCUGAAGCCGGUGGUGCGGCCGCUCCGCUGGUCCAACAUGGCGACCAUGCCCGCUCUGCCUGAGACCCAGGACAACAUCAAGGAGGAGAUUCGGCGGCAGGAGUUCCUGCUGAACUGCCUGCACAGAGACCUGCAGGCGGGCGUGAAGGACCUGUCCAAGGAGGAGCGGCUCUGGGAGGUCCAGAGAAUCCUGACGGCUCUCAAACGCAAACUGAGGGAGGCCAAGCGGCAGGAGUGUGAGAGUAAGAUAGCUCAAGAAAUCGCCAGUCUCUCAAAGGAGGACGUGUCCAAAGAGGAAAUGACCGAGAACGAAGAGGAAGUCAUCAACCUGCUUUUAGCACAGGAGAAUGAGAUCCUGACCGAACAAGAGGAGCUGAUCGCACUCGAACAAGUGCUGCGGAGGCAAAUUGCCACUGAGAAGGAAGAAAUCGAGAGGCUGAGGGCAGAAAUCGCAGACAUCCAGAGUCGGCAGCAGGGUCGCAGCGAGACGGAGGAGUAUUCCUCAGAAAGCGAAAGUGAGAGUGAAGAUGAGGAAGAGCUGCAGAUGAUACUGGAAGACCUGCAGAAACAAAACGAGGAACUAGAGAACAAAAACACCCAUCUGAACCAGGCCAUCCACGAGGAGCAGGAAGCCAUCCUGGAGCUCCGGGUCCAGCUCCGCCUGCUGCAGAGCCACAAGCAGCAGCAGCAGCAGGAGCUAACCGUCCCGCCGCCGGCCGAACAAGCUCCUCCCACUCAGCCGAGCCCAGGGGCCCGCAGCGAGGAACAAACCAAGCGCUCCGUCUCCACCGUGGCCGCCACUGGAGACGCACCCGCCCCGACCAACGGGAAGCCUCUGAAGGAUCCUUCAAAGCCGUCACCGAGCAAAGACAGACGAGACACCAACAUAAAACCUAGAAACAGAGAAGCAGCUGUCGCAGAUGACCGGAUACCUCUGUGGAAACUCCCAGGGACCAUUUCAUUUAAAUCUGCUGUGCCAAGCCCGUUUAAAGGAGGAUCAGAGGGUGACGAUGAUGGAUGUGAGAGAGAUUAGAGUUUAUUUUUCACCGAUAAUUAAAUCAAGAAAUUAUCACAAAAUGUAAGAUUGUUGCAAGUCCCUCAAAUUUGACAUCACUGACCACUGUGCCAUAACUCAAGUCGCCAGAGAACCACGAAUACGAGGACUUCUGAUCGGUCUUUCUGUAUAUUUUAAACUUCAGUAUCAUUCUAACAAUAUACAUACGCUGCAAAAACACAAAUCUUACGAAGUAUUUUGUCCUGUUUCUAGUGUAAAUAUCUUAGAACCUUUUAAAUAUGACAGAAUGAACUAACAAUUAGCUUUUCAGCAAGAUAUAGGAGCUUGUUUUAGGUUAAUAAUUAGUUGAUUUUUGACUUCUAUUGGUUGAUUAUUCCUCAGAUUUCAUAAUAAACAGGCACUGCGGUGUUACCCAUCAACCCGGUUCUAGUUCUACUGGCACAUUAUUUUACUGAUAACAUGGGAAAAAUGUCUUAGCAGUGAAAUAUUCGACCAGUGAAACUAGUACUUUAUUGUCAAUAUUAAGGAAUUAUUUACUUAAAACAACCUCAUAUAUCUUGCUGAGAUAAAUUACUCUUGUCUUAUUUCAAGUGUAUAAAGAUAUUUGUACUGAAAGCAAGACAAAAAUACUUUGUUUUCCUGUGUGUCAUGCUCAACAAAUGCCCUGAUUUCAUUUACAGCUUUUUAGUGACAUAUAUAGCUCUAUUGCUGGUUUUGGAAAUGAAAACUGGAGCAGAAAAACCUUGAUUCCAUCACAGCAAAAUGUAAACAAGUGCACUCACCGGAAACAUGGAGAUUUACGUUUAAUGUUGAUGUAGCACAUCUGUGGGUAUGUUUUAUGUGGGAUGUGUGAAAAAAACCACUGAAGGGUGUUAUAGGUUAUUUGUGCGGAGUUUAUUUUUAUUAUUAUUAUCAUUAAUAUAGUUGUGUUCCAUCAUUUCAUCACAGAUCCUUGACUCCUGGAAGGACUGUCAUCAUUCAAAUGCAAUUUAAAGCAAAGGCGUUGCCUUUAUUGUAAAUUAUAGCAAUGUAUUUUGAGCUCCUAUGUUCUCAUAUGUUGAUUUUUAUAUCAUUACAGAUUUGUAGAGAUAAUUAUAGUGUGGCUGCCCAUGCUUUCGUCUCAGGCUGGAUAUAACUGUAUUAAUCCUGUGACUGAAACCUACACAAGAGCUUCUCCUGGGGCUAUUUUCACAUUGUUUGGAGCUUUUGUACCAGACUGUUGCUGGCAGACUAAUGCUGUGAAGAAUAAAGUGUUGAUCUGAA
Poeciliopsis prolifica (blackstripe livebearer) is the source of this 3574-nucleotide messenger RNA. RefSeq names its product ralA binding protein 1 (gene ralbp1). The record is from RefSeq and is a predicted model, not a curated record. The coding region runs from base 197 to 2329 and encodes 710 amino acids. Gene Ontology annotation, cellular component: membrane. Lineage: Eukaryota; Metazoa; Chordata; Actinopteri; Cyprinodontiformes; Poeciliidae. Gene Ontology annotation, molecular function: GTPase activator activity; small GTPase binding. Gene Ontology annotation, biological process: small GTPase-mediated signal transduction; positive regulation of GTPase activity; endocytosis. The transcript has 11 exons.